GUGAGGUUGAGGAGUGUUCCCAAAAUUCUCAAUAUCUUCCGAUUCUUAUCGUUUUCUUCUUCAUCCUCCCACUUCAGCCAAAGCAACACUCCUCUUCUCAUCACUCAUCACUUUCCAAAAUAAAAAAGAAAAGAAAAAAAUGGCGUCGAAGCUUCACAUAUUUACAGGAUUACCCCCGGCGCCAUUUCUUUCUUCUUCUUCGUCGUCUACCUCGCUAACCAAGAAACCUCCUCUCACCACUUCCUUCUUCGGCAACGGAGUUGUGAAGCUUAGAGGAGUGAGGGUUGUGAAGCCUCUGCGAUCUUCCUGUUCCACGAAUGGAGGUGGAGCUCUUGGUACUCGAAUGAACCUGUUUGAUAGAUUCGCCAGAGUUGUGAAGUCGUACGCAAAUGCAAUCAUUAGUACAUUUGAAGAUCCGGAGAAGAUAUUGGAGCAAGCCGUGCUUGAGAUGAACGAUGACUUGACCAAAAUGCGUCAAGCUACAGCACAAGUGUUGGCAUCUCAAAAGCGGUUGGAAAAUAAAUACAAAGCAGCAGAACAAGCUUCUGAAGAGUGGUACCGUAAAGCACAACUUGCUCUUCAGAAAGGUGAGGAAGAUCUUGCCCGUGAAGCACUUAAAAGACGCAAAUCUUAUGCAGAUAAUGCUAGUUCUUUGAAAGCCCAACUUGAUCAACAAAAGAGUGUUGUUGACAAUCUUGUCUCCAAUACACGGCUUCUGGAGAGUAAGAUACAGGAGGCGAGAUCAAAGAAGGAUACUCUGAAAGCAAGAGCUCAAUCUGCAAAGACUUCUACCAAGGUGAGUGAGAUGCUGGGAAAUGUCAAUACAAGUGGUGCUCUGUCUGCUUUUGAAAAAAUGGAAGAGAAAGUGAUGGCAAUGGAGUCCCAAGCUGAAGCUCUUGGCCAGUUAACAAGUGAUGAUCUUGAAGGGAAGUUUGCAAUGCUAGAGAGCUCAUCAGUUGAUGAUGACCUUGCAAAUCUGAAGAAAGAACUCUCUGUUGGCUCGAAGAAAGGAGAGCUUCCCCCUGGAAGAAGUAGCACAACUAGCGCCAACACCGGAAUUCCAUUUCGAGAUGUUGAGAUAGAAAGGGAGCUUGAUCAAUUGAGGCAAAGAGCAAAGGAUUUUUAAAAGGCAUGGAAUCUUUUUUUUCGUUUCUUCGUAUUUCAUGCUUGAAUUUCGUAUGCUUCAGAUAUCAAACACUGUACAGUUAAGUGCCAAUCGUGAUAAUAUUAUUUACAACCAAAUGCUGGAUGGAAAAUGGAAUAGAUAAGCUGCAUGCUUCUAUAGCUGAUAUGUGACAUCUAAGCACACUGAUAUACUGUAGUAUAUCUAAGAUCCGAAAGGCCUCCCCCCUCCCCUUCUCUCCUCUUUUUCCUCUCUCUGCCUCUUAAUUAAACCAAGUAGCGCUUGAAAACUGUUGAUUUUGAUGUAUUAAGCCCCUUCUAUUAGAUUGAUAGAUAUCUAUGUU
Molecule: messenger RNA, 1466 nt
Organism: Arachis stenosperma
Lineage: Eukaryota; Viridiplantae; Streptophyta; Magnoliopsida; Fabales; Fabaceae
Product: membrane-associated 30 kDa protein, chloroplastic
Exons: 11
Coding region: 140-1126 (328 amino acids)
Biological process (GO): thylakoid membrane organization
Cellular component (GO): chloroplast
Source: RefSeq, a predicted model, not a curated record